AUGUCCAACCCUAUCAAGACAUCGAGGUCGAGUAAGAUCGAUAAUGCACCAACGCCUCAUAACACACCAGCUAGCGUGCUUAAGGAUUCAUAUUUAAGGAAGAAGCAACAGCAGCAGUCUGACCAGGAUCAAGAUCAGGAUGACGAUAGCGAAUACAACGAGAGUCCAUCUUUAUCCCGGAUCAAUGAAAAGUUGGAGUUCUUGAACAUAGACGAAGAAGAUGAGGGUGAAGAAGAAGAAGAAGAGGAAGAGGAAGAAGGCGAUGAAGAAGCUUUCGAAAGACUCCCAAAAGCUGUGAACAAUAGGAUCUUAGCCUUAAAGGCUAUUCAGUCCGAUUUGUUCGAAUUGGAGAAGAAUUUCCAGCUUGAAAUGUUGGAACUUGAACAAAAAUAUCUGCAGAAAUACAAACCAUUACACGAACACCGUUACGAGUUGAUCACAGGUGAUAAGGAAGCCACUGAAGAAGAAAUCAAACGCGGGGGAUCUUUGGAUGGUGAAGAUGAGCAUGAAGAAGAAGAGCAUGACCAGGAACCGGAGGAAGGUGAGGAAGAGAUCGUUGGUGUCCCUUGUUUCUGGUUGACAGCCAUGGAGAACUUACCAAUGGUUUCUCAAAACGUGACAGAAGCUGACUGUGAUGUAUUGACAUACUUGACGAACAUCACUCUAGAGUAUCUAACUGAGGGUAAACCAGGCUUCCAAUUGAUUUUCACCUUCGAUAAAGAGAACGAAUUCUUCACUAACGAAACUUUAACAAAGACAUACUACUACCAGUCCGAAUUGGGUUACUCUGGCGACUUCAUCUAUGACCAUGCAGAGGGUGAAACCAUUAACUGGGUCGAUAAUGACCAUAACGUUACAGUCGAAGUGAAAAGACGAAAACAAAAGAACAAGACUACUAAACAAAUUCGUACCAUUGAAAAGCUGACACCAGUGGAAUCGUUCUUCAACUUCUUUGACCCACCAAAGUCUCUGGAUCCCGAAGAAGAAGACGAUCUUGACGAAGAAGAAAUCGCUGAACUUGAGAGUAGAUUGGCUGUAGAUUAUGCUAUCGGUGAAGAGAUCAAGGACAAGUUGAUUCCAAGGGCAGUGGAUUGGUUCACCGGUGCAGCACUAGAAUUAGAAUACGGCGAUGAACAAGAAGAAGACGACGAUGAAUUUGACGAUCAGGACGGUGAAGAAGAGGAAGAAGAGGACGACUUCGCUAAUAAAGAUGCUCUGAAGAAAGUCCAACCUCCAGAAUGCGAGCAAUCCUGA
Messenger RNA from Kluyveromyces lactis, 1254 nucleotides. It is a transcript of the gene NAP1, whose product is annotated as histone chaperone NAP1. The transcript has a single exon. Gene Ontology annotation, biological process: nucleosome assembly. Gene Ontology annotation, cellular component: chromatin; nucleus. Gene Ontology annotation, molecular function: histone binding; chromatin binding. NCBI's taxonomy places the organism in Eukaryota, Fungi, Ascomycota, Saccharomycetes, Saccharomycetales, Saccharomycetaceae. The record is from RefSeq and is a predicted model, not a curated record. The coding region runs from base 1 to 1254 and encodes 417 amino acids.